UUCAAGAGAAGACUCACUCUUCUAGAGAAGAAAUACGAGCUCGAUGCAUCAACUACAACCAGUCAGCCCACAAAGUCCACCAACGGCUUUCACCUAGGUGCCUUAACAAGUAUAUCUGAAGAGGACGAUGUCUAUUUCCCCUAUGAAAACCUCGUGCUGGAAGGCGGUGGAAGCCAGGGAAAUGCUUACCUUGGAGCCAUUAUGGAAAUGGAGCGACUCAACGUCCUGGGAAAGAUACAACGUUUCGCUGGUUCCAGCGUAGGGUCAAUGACAGCAUGUCUGCUUGCCAUAGGACAUGGGUCAAGCAAAUUUCUCUCCAUUGUGAACGAUGGCCCCCAAUUUUCAGAUCUGUUAGACGCAAGUUGUGGAAAAUUAAGCCUGGUACCAAAUCUGUAUCGUUACAUGGGCUGGCAUCCGGGAAGGUAUUUCUACACGACGCUCGGUAAGGAUAUUGCUGAAAAGCUAGGAGACGAGAAUGCCACAUUCAAGGACCAUUACGAUCAGACUGGAAAGGAAUUAUGUGUAGUGGUGACCAAUCUAAGUACAAUGAUGGAGGAGUACUGCCACGUCAAGACUACUCCGAACAUGCCAAUUAGAACAGCAGUCAGGAUGUCAAUAUCUGCUCCAUUUGUAUUCGUCCCUGUCAAGCGGCAGCAUAUGGGCCGGACUGAUCUCUACAUCGACGGUGGUGUUUUGUGUAACUAUCCAGUUCAUUGUUUCGAUGGAUGGUGGCUUUCCAUGAAACCUGAAGACUCUCUCUUGAAGAGAAUGCAACCCCUGGAGGAUGCAGCAAAGCUUCUCACCAAGAAAGAGAGAUUUGGAAUGUUCAACGACAAAACAUUUGGCAUGAUCAUAUACAGUGAUUAUGAUUCCCACGUACUUGCGACCAAUCCCGACUUAGAAGCACCAGUAGCAGCUAUACCAGACACAAAACUUGCCAGAGCACACCAAAAAGUGAAAAUGAAGAGAGAAUUGAAUUGUAAACAGCAUCGUCUCGUGACAGACGCAAUGACGAGAUUCCUCAAAGUUCUGGAUCAGAACUGUUUAGAAGGUACCACAAUUAAAAAGAACGAAUUCAUGCAAGCCUUCAAUGAUAACAAGGAGUUCACAUCUGACCACGCCCAAAUUCUCUUCGGUGAAGACCUUACAAUCGAGGAAAUAUUUGCCAGUAUUGAUGCCAAUUCUGAUGGAGAGAUCGAUUUCAACGAGCUGAUGUCUUUAGCUGAGCAGGAAGGCGUAGGAAUCCAAACCCAUCACAUUGGAACAGGACAUCUUGAGAUCAAGAACACGACUGAUUAUCUCGUUGGUAUCUUCAAUAUGCUUCUCAUGAAUGUAAAAAGAGCUUUCUUAGAGGGCCAUGAUAUUGAAAGAACAGUCCUUAUCAAUACCGUGUAUGUCAAAUCCUUAGACUUCAGCCCAGAGAAGGAAGACCUGGAUUUCCUAGUAGAGCAAGGACGUCGUGGACUGCAGACAUUCCUCAAGUAUCAGAAGAACAGAGCUACGAGGAAAAACAUUACCAAGGGAUCAUUAAAUCUGAAAAUUGAAAAAGGAGGAGGAGAAGAAGGACGAGAAGAAGGAUAAGAAAGAGGAGAAGAAAAAAAAGUGUGCCAAAAUAUAUUUGUUUACGAAUUAGAGCUGAUAUUUCCACUAAUUGCUUUGGGAGUCUCGACUUACGUACACUUAACAGAAUAGUUCGUCCAAUCCAUCCAAUCACGUAAAAAUCACUUCUGACUUCCACAUUGAAUGAAAAUAAGUCUUUUUAAAGGGGUGGUGUGCAAAUAAAUACUUUGAAAUACAUUUACUGAUUUGACAUUUACUGUGAAUGGGGAAGAAAAUGACAUGGGCUUUUAUUGUUAUUUUUUCCAAAACACAAGUACGAAGCGUAAUUACUGAUUCGAGGCACUGUAAAAGUUAAACAAGAUUAACAACAUUAUGGCCUCCAAGAAUUUUUUUUUCCAUAUUUAUAUUUGAUAUCUGUUUUACCUUAUUUAUUUAUAUCACGGAUAUUUAUCAUGGUAUGUUAUACUUUCUGUAUUAAUCUUUUUGCAAAAUCCUAAAUCAGAUCUGAAAUAUUAAUAGGAUGGCUACUAAAGUGCAUACCAAUAAAAGAUUUGCAAAUCCUCGGUAAUAUACGCAUUUUUAAAUGACCGUCUAAUGUAUAAUUGUACGUCUUUGUAAAUAACUUCUUUUUACUUAUUUCAACAAAUGCUUGCAUUUGUAUUAGACAGUUCAUAUCUCCUUGCCAUGGACAUAUUUUGUAUGCAUCAAUUGAGAUUUUAAUACUUUUCAAUUUGUAUAUUUCGACAAAAUAUUAAGCAUUUAAAACAUUUAGAUGCAUUUCAUUUCUUUUAUAUAAUGACUGUAUAUUAACACUUUUGUCAAUCACUUUUAAUAUACGAUAAGUUGUUCUUUGGACAUUACUGUAUAAUGCUGCAGUUAAGACUUCAACAUGGAAAACUGUCAUGACGUUCUUAUGACUAUCCAUUUCCAUAUGGUGAUGGUAUUCUCCAUGGCCCUGGGAACGAUUUAUUUAUUCAUUUUAUUUUUAUUUUAUUUUCAGCUUUAUUUAAUUAGGGUGGCCUCAUCAGUUACACAAACUGCUGUCCUUGAGGGCCCUAAGAUGAAAAAAAUCAAUAUGUACAAUAUUUACAAAGAAUACAUCAAUCAAAAUGGCAUAUACAGGUAUUAGAGUAUUACUUUAAAAACAGAUUCAUGUGAUAAACAUUAAAAUAUAAUCAAAUAAAAGAUCAAAAUGAAUUGCAAAAAAAUUUUACUGUAAAAUUAAGGCAAUUGGAAACAGCUAAAUAUGAUUUAACAGGAAUAGGAAGGAUGACUGGUAACAGUAUUGUUCAAUUGAGAAAUUAUUAAGAAAUAAUUUGAGUAGAUGUUGAGUAAUGAGUAAUAUUUUGAGUAAUGUUGCUAAAUAUGAUAUGUGAUUUAACAAGCAAAAAAGGGGGAUUCAUUACAAAAUAAUGGUUAUUCUGGUCCCGCAAAAAAAAAUGUAGGUCACUUUUUUACAUUUCUCCAUGCUGUCUUUGGAAAAUAAUACAUGCAGCGCCCUCAAGGAAAGUCUUGAGGGUGGCUUCCCAGGGCCUUGGUAUAUUCUCAUCGUAAGUUGUAUUUCAUUUUUAUUUUUUAUUUCAUCAGAGAUUUAAAAAGAAAUUGAAUGAAUGAAAUGUCUUUAUAAUUAAUGUUAAUACCCAAGUCUAUUCCAUGAUCUUAUCUAAUCUGUAUACAAAUAUCAUUCUACAUUUUCGAUAUUUCUCGUUUUGUAAUUUAUUAUUAAUAAAAAAUAGUUGUAUUUUUGCCAUAUUCCCUUUCGGCAAAGGAAUUCAGAUAUAAAUUGUCUAUCACUUACCUGCAUGGACUGCAGAGGUUAUAGUUAUUCGUUGUAGCACAUUCGAUGGGUCUUGUUUUUUCUAUCUUCCAUCUUCUUAUCUCCAUGGUCACACUAGUGUCAAUGGUCCACAGUGUUCCCGCCUUCCCACCCUUGAUGACGUCUCCUGCAUGUUUUCAAUCUUGUUAUGUUAGUUUUCUUUUUGUUGUCAGUGAUCACCUUUGUCCUCCGAUUAAAAAAUAAUAAUUUUACUAAGUAAAACUCUCUCCAAUUACUGCGAGAUAGAUUA
Molecule: messenger RNA, 3626 nt
Organism: Lytechinus pictus (painted urchin)
Lineage: Eukaryota; Metazoa; Echinodermata; Echinoidea; Temnopleuroida; Toxopneustidae
Exons: 12
Coding region: 202-1581 (459 amino acids)
Biological process (GO): lipid metabolic process
Molecular function (GO): calcium ion binding
Source: RefSeq, a predicted model, not a curated record